Asterias rubens (European starfish) is the source of this 2318-nucleotide messenger RNA. RefSeq names its product RAB6-interacting golgin-like. Bases 87 to 1469 code for a protein of 460 amino acids. Gene Ontology annotation, biological process: non-motile cilium assembly. Lineage: Eukaryota; Metazoa; Echinodermata; Asteroidea; Forcipulatida; Asteriidae. The record is from RefSeq and is a predicted model, not a curated record. The transcript has 6 exons.
CUAAAGGAACAUUUUUCCAAUUUCAUGUUGCAGGGCAUGCCUUUUUCUUAAUCUUAUUUCGAUAAGAAUGACAGACGAAUGACAGCAUGGAGUGGGAAGGAUUCACAGAUGCACAAUUAAACCGACUCAAGAGCAACCCCGAUCAACAUGAUCAAGAUUCAGUUACAAAUUAUCACCAAGAUGGAACGAGAACGGACGGACGGCAUCAUCAACAGGGCAGACCACAAACCUCUCGACCUCCAUCCCAGAGGGGCAGGGGCAGAGGACCCCAAGGACUGAAUCGUCCCCAUGUGACGGACCCAAUUAAUAAAAAACAAAUGCUGUCCAAACCAAAACAGGUGCAAAAACAACAGGGGACCAAUCAGAAACAAGAGCAGAUGCUAUCCAAUCAAGAGCAGGUGCAAAAGGAAUCGACCAAUCAGACGCCAGAUAGAACAAAAGCACCAGGUGCGGACUCAUCCAAAACCGAAGUGAAACGACCCGUUGAUCAAGCUCAAUCAAAUUCUCAAACACCUGUUGAGGUGAAUAGAACUAAAUCAGUACAGAGUGCAGAAGCAGGAAAGAAAAAUGAGGCAGGAGGGGACAGGAAAGUCCAAGAUGAGCCCAAGAAAAAAGAGAAACCUCUGGGGAAGGAACUGGGCGAGGAGGAAGGACUGAGUCGAGAGUUGAGCAAAAUGGAGCAUUUUCAACAACAGCAAAAAGAGAUCGAGGAUGACAACUCACGCAAGAAGAAGUUAUUGGCCAUGGCCAUCGCAGACAGAAAGAAGAAGACUCAAGCAGAAACGAAACGUCUUGCCUACAUCCAGAAGGAGUUGAGUAAAAUUGAAGAGUUCUUGACCAACGACGUGAACAUCCUUCGCGAUAAGAUCGAGGAAGCAAGCAGGAACUACAGCGAAGCUCAGAAGCGCUACCAGAAAGCCGAGGCCGAGUUUGUGACGGCCAAAAUUAGCCUCCACAAAUUGAGUGAUCACAAGGAAGCCCUCACCGAACAUCUCUGCACAAUCAUACGCGAAAAUGAGCUUCGCAAAUCCAAGAAACUGGAAGAGCUUGUGGAGAAGCUAGACGUGGACAACUUUGAAACAUUCGAGGCCGAGAUGGAGGCAGGGAAAGCCCAGGCACAAGCUCGUCUGUCAUCCUCCUCAUCGGUUGGAGGUACUUCGGAAGAUGCGAAGGGAACCCCGUCGACGGGAGAGGUCUCAGGUGACGGUGGGGUUCCUGAUAGUCCAACAAUCCCACCUGCUUCCAAGACUGAGGUCCACGAUCCCCCAAGCACCCCUCAAGGUCAAGGGUCAUUGACCUCUGGUGCAGGCGAUGAUGUCCAACAACAAGAGGUAACAGUGCCACAAUUGAACUCAAAUGAGAUGUCGGAAACAUUGGGUGAGACAGACUUGAAUAAAAAUAUUGACGACUCUUCAAGUAAAAGCUUGGCUACCACAGGCUCAGGAGAAAGUAUAACAACUGGGGUGUAGAUUCUGGAACAGCGCUGUAAGUAGGAAACUAAAUUGACCCACCAUAUAAAACCCUUCAGAUCGUUAUAGACAGUUCAUUUCUGUAUAUAUCACUGCAUCAAAAUUAUUUUGAAACAGACAAAGUUUUGUUUUAAAACCAGAUUCUUUUGAAUGGUUUGAAGAAGGGUUAAAGAACGAUUUGAUUUGACUGAUUUUGCCACAAUCAUCUUCCUGUGGGCAUUAAAGUCUUCCACAAUUACUUUUUUUCUGAAGAAUUUGUAAAUAAAAUAGAAAUUUAAUAUUCUUUUAAAUGUUUGAUAAUAGAGUAAUAAAAUGAAACAAUUCGUAACAUUGCGCCAACAAACUUAAUUAAUUAUAACAGAACUCAUUCAUAGCUUAAUAGGGUAUUUACAUAGAAAACAAGUAUUUUUGUAUACAACUUUUUCGUUUUUACUUAGACAACUUUAAGAGUGUACAGUUUUUCAAACAUGAAAUAUUCUGUAUUUUUGUUUCUAUGUGUAUUCAAAAACUAAGUCCAUCAGUUUUACAAAAGAUACUUAUUAAAUUUUCUUAUGGGAAUUGUUGAUAAUUAUUUUUAAAAACCCAGGUUGAAUUAUGUCAACAACUAGCCAAAGUUAAACUGGGCUCAAUUUCAUAAACUGUUAAGCAGAUAUACUGCUUAAUAAAAAAUAUUUUCCUGUGCUUAGCAGGUGUUUGUGAUUGUAGGCUUCAUGAAAUUGGGUGCUGCUCAGUGGCAAUGCAACAGACUAACGCUAAAACUACAUGUUAACUUCUAAACCUUUCGCUCAGACUUAUAUUUUUUAUAUUUGUUCACAAAGUGAAGCAAUAAAAGUAGAACAUAUAAAUAGA